CAUGCAUUUCCACCCUAACAUACUUUCAUUUCAUAAACUUCAUCUACAAUUUUCUAACAAAAAAGAAAAAACAAAUGGUUGCUACACCGGCUCCAACUCCAAGCCCGCGGGUUGAGGAACUGGCCCGAAGCGGGCUCGACACCAUCCCCAAAGACUACGUACGGCCCGAAGAAGAGCUCAAAAGCAUCCGCGACAUUUUCGCGGAAGAGAAAAGCAUCCUCGACGGGCCGCAGCUGCCGACGAUCGAUCUGGACGAGAUCGACUCCAGUGACGAGGAGACGCGGCGGAGGUGCUACGACGAGGUGAAGAAGGCGGCGAUGGAUUGGGGGGUGAUGCAUCUGAUCAACCACGGGAUACCUGAGGAGCUCACGAGCCGUGUGAAGGCGGCCGGGAAGGAGUUCUUCGAGCUGCCGGUGGAGGAGAAGGAGAAGUACGCCAACGAGCAGGCGGCCGGCAACGUGCAGGGCUAUGGAAGCAAGCUCGCUAACAACGCCAGUGGGCAGCUCGAGUGGGAGGACUAUUUUUUCCAUUGUGUGCUGCCGGAGGAGAAGAGGGACUUGUCUAUUUGGCCCAAGCACCCAGCUGAUUAUAUACCGACUACAUGCGAAUAUGCAAAGCAGCUACGUGGGCUAGCAACGAAGAUACUAUCAGUCUUAUCGAUCGGGCUAGGAUUGGAACAAGGUAGGCUAGAGAAAGAAGUCGGCGGAUUGGAGGAUCUAAUCCUCCAAAUGAAGAUAAACUUCUACCCGAAAUGCCCUCAGCCGGAGCUCGCCCUCGGCGUCGAGGCGCACACGGAUGUUAGCGCGCUCACCUUCAUCCUCCACAACAUGGUCCCGGGGCUCCAGCUCUUCUACGAGGGCAAAUGGGUCACCGCAAAAUGCGUGCCGAACUCGAUCAUCAUGCACAUCGGCGACACGAUCGAGAUCUUGAGCAACGGUAAGUACAAGAGCAUCCUGCACCGUGGGCUGGUCAACAAGGAGAAGGUGAGGAUCUCUUGGGCAGUUUUCUGCGAGCCGCACAAGGACAAGAUCGUCCUCAAGCCGUUGCCGGAGAUCUUAUCCGAGGCUGAACCACCGCGGUUCGAGCCUCGUACAUUUGCGCAGCAUCUCGAGGGCAAGUUGUUUAGGAAGGCCGCUGGCGGUGGCGUUGAGGAUAAGAAGCCUGAUUAUGAUAAAUCGAGUUGAUUGUGUGAGUUGUAUUUCUCAUUAGAUUUUUGGGAGCUACUAUGUUUUUAUUUUAAUGUUAUUUCAAAAUCACAUAUAUACAUGUAUGUGUUGGUUUGCCAUGACAAAUAAAUCUGGAUCGCUUUUUUUUUUUUUUUCAGACGAAAAUAAAUAUGACAAUGGGUUACUAUA
This is a messenger RNA of Salvia miltiorrhiza (redroot sage), 1355 nucleotides long. RefSeq names its product leucoanthocyanidin dioxygenase. The record is from RefSeq and is a predicted model, not a curated record. Lineage: Eukaryota; Viridiplantae; Streptophyta; Magnoliopsida; Lamiales; Lamiaceae. The coding region runs from base 75 to 1184 and encodes 369 amino acids. The transcript has 2 exons.